ACGGUCAAAUUGGUAGCUUUAACGACUUUUUCUUAUUCUAGAACUGCUAUCCACCAAGUUUUGCAUGAUUUCCUCUCAAACCAUUCUUUACUAUAUAUAUAAUAUUUUCUCACUUUUUCACAUUAACCAUCUUUCUCUUCCACAAACGAUUUUCGUUUUCUAUAUCAAAAAUCUCUUCGCUUUUCUUGGAAUGGCCCUCAAAUUACGUUCCCUUUUUUCAAGAUCAGAAGGAUCAUUCAAAGAAAAGAGCGAAAAUUUGGUUAAGAGCUCAAGAAUGUCAGUGCGAGAGGAGGAUGGUAUUGAUAAUAUAGGGUCUAAGUUUACGCCACUGUCUGCGGUGGCAGACGCGUUCGACGAGCUCUGUGCGAGGGUGAACGACGAUAGCUUUGAUGGUGAUCUCGAUUUAAAGAGCUUCUGCGAUGCAUGCUCUCUCGUCUCGGUUCUCUUUGGCUGUCUUGGCACUGCCUUCAAAUUUGCUGAGUUAGAGUAUUGUUCUAAGGUGGGUGGACUUAAAGGAGCAGUAAAAACCCAUUUAACAUUAAACAGAAUAAUAGAUUAUGAUAUAAAACAGGAGACGGUUAGGACAGCAGGAAGUCUUUCUCGUCAGCUCCGAAGAGUGAGGCAGGGCAUUGAUCUCAUCGCAACUCUGUUCCAGAAUUUCCUCUCUUCAGAUGAUCCGAGUUUGAAAGAAGCUGCAUCAUCGGCUUAUGCAAAAACGUGCGCCCCCUACCACACGUGGGCUGUGAGAACCGCUGUUUCAGCUGGGAUGUAUGCUCUUCCUACAAGAGAACAGCUGCUCCUCAAACUCAACGAAACUCACGAAUCAGCGGAGAGGGAAAUGAAAAGAUUCAUCAAAGCCUCAACUCCGAUCAUAGAAUACAUUGACAAGCUCUACACCGUAAGAAAUAUCAGCUUGGAUUGGUGAGGCGUCGAGCUUCCUCAUCACUGCUCUGGAUUUGAAACCGGCAAUUUUUUGUGCAGAAUUCUGCUUAUAGAUAGAGAUAUUAUGAGUAGAACUAACAGUUGAGAUGUCCAUUUACUAGUGUGACCAAAUGGUACGUGUAUAUAUAUGCAAUGUUAUACCAUUAUAACAACAGCGACUUAUGUUAA
Salvia miltiorrhiza (redroot sage) is the source of this 1110-nucleotide messenger RNA. Its product is annotated as ACD11 homolog protein-like. Gene Ontology annotation, cellular component: membrane; cytosol; cytoplasm. The transcript has 5 exons. Gene Ontology annotation, biological process: intermembrane lipid transfer; ceramide transport. The record is from RefSeq and is a predicted model, not a curated record. The coding region runs from base 65 to 925 and encodes 286 amino acids. NCBI's taxonomy places the organism in Eukaryota, Viridiplantae, Streptophyta, Magnoliopsida, Lamiales, Lamiaceae. Gene Ontology annotation, molecular function: ceramide 1-phosphate binding; ceramide 1-phosphate transfer activity.